Messenger RNA from Styela clava, 3698 nucleotides. Lineage: Eukaryota; Metazoa; Chordata; Ascidiacea; Stolidobranchia; Styelidae. The record is from RefSeq and is a predicted model, not a curated record.
UCAGGUUGUAAGUCUUAAUAUAAAUAAGCGGGAAAAUGCAGACACAGCAGAAUUUACGUGGACGAUGGGGAUCUAAAGUUGAGUUUCUAUUUGCAUGCAUUGGAUAUGCCGUUGGACUUGGAAACAUAUGGAGAUUCCCGUAUUUAUGCUAUACCAGUGGAGGAGGUGCUUUUCUCUUCCCAUAUUUUAUCAUGCUGAUACUGUGUGGAAUUCCACUUCUCUACAUGGAGAUGGCUGUUGGACAGUUAACACGAAGAGGACCUGUUCAUGCUAUUGCUAAACUAUGCCCUAUACUGAAAGGUACAGGAAUUGCAAUGGUGAUGCUGAGUUUUCUGCUCUGUACUUACUACAAUGUGAUCAUUGCUUGGUCUCUGCAUUAUUUCUUUCAUUCAUUUUUCAACCCAUUACCAUGGACUGGUUGCAAUAAUACGUGGAACACAAUUUUCUGCUUAACAGGAGAUGAGGUGCAAAAUUUUACAUCAACAAUAUCAAAUGGUGACAGAAAUUUGACCGACUCAGAAUUAGAUUAUUAUAAUCCUGAAUAUCUUGUGAAGCACACGUCACCAUCCUACGAAUAUUUCAAUUAUAAUGUCUUGGGAAUUUCCAAUGGCAUCGAAGACAUGGGACAUAUGCAAGGAGGUCUAGUCGGAUUUCUGUUCUUAGCCUGGGCCAUCUGUUACUUCUGCCUGUGUAAGGGAGUAAGAAUUGCUGGAAAGGUGGUUCUUUUCACUGCUACAUUUCCAUAUGUCAUCCUGUUUGUUCUCCUCAUAAGAAGCGUAACAUUGCCAGGCGCCGAGAAUGGAAUACGAUAUUUUAUGAUACCACACUGGCCUGAUCUGGGAAAUCCUAGGAUAUGGCUACUUGCUGCAGCACAGGUCUUUAACUCCAUUGGAAUAGGAUUUGGUUCCUUAAUUGCAUUUUCAAGUUACAAUCGAAGAGAUAAUAAUAUUUUACACGAUACUCUUAUUAUUGCCAUCGUCAACAGUUUGACUUCGUUACUCGCAGGUUUUGUUGUUUUUUCUGCUCUUGGAGGAAUGGCUGAGAUGAUGGGGGUAGGAAUACAUGAAGUUGUUUCAGGUGGACAAGAACUUGUGUUUGUUGUUAUUCCAACAUUGUUCUCUCUUCUACCAUUAUCAAAUUUGUGGGCUGUUCUUUUCUUUUUGAUGUUGAUUUGUCUUGGAAUUGAUAGUCAGUUUGCAAUGGUAGAAGUCAUCAACACAAGCAUUAUGGAUGAACUUAAUAGAAGAUUCAAAAACUCUCGAUUCGUCAGAAAAGAGAUCGUAGCUUUGAUCGUCUGUCUUGUUUGUUUCUUGCUUGGACUUCCAAAUGUUGCUCAGGGUGGCAUGUAUUUCUUCAUAUUAAUGGACCACUACAGUGCAGUUGUGUCGUUAAUGUACGUUGCUUCGUUUGAAGUUAUGGCCAUUUGCUGGUGCUAUGGAGCAAGCAGACUUGCAAAAGAAAUCAGCUUUUUAUCAAAAUGGCGACCUCCAUAUUUCUUUCCAUUUUGCUGGCUUUUCAUUUCACCUGCAUUACUCACGAUGCUCUCCAACUUCACAUACUCAUCUCAAUCAGUUCAACUUCAAUAUGGAGACUACCUCUAUCCAAGAUGGACACAAGCUUUGGGCAGUUUCAUAGCGUUGAGCUCAACAAUAUGGAUUCUAAUAGGAAUAUUACACACAGUAUGCACCAAUGUCGGAACUUGUAAGCAGAGAUGCGGCAUGGGACUUCGGCCAACUUUCCAGCCAGUGUAUGCAUCGAUUACUAAUAAAAGAAGCGAAGGGAUAGAACCUACCAAUGACGAGCCCCCAACAAACAUUGAAAUGGUGGCCCAACCAAUUGUUGAGCAACCACUUUUGGUCGAAGCUACUGUGGAACCGACAACACAAUCAACUGCCAAUGAAGGGGAUUGCUCUUCUCCACCACCUGACUACGAGUCUGCGGCCGUACAGACUUGAGAUAUUUUGAAAAAAUUUGCGAAUCUUGAAAGUGCAAACUAAUAUGGCAUGAAGAUUGCGACAUGAAUGUUGCAUAAUGAGAGCAGUAGACAGCAGAUAUUGUUUAAAUUAAGGAAAAAUUUACACAUGUAUCAAUACUAAACAUCAUUUUUAUAUUUCUCCAAAAAAGCCUUGGCUUUUGGUAAUAUUAGGGUUUUUAAAUUUCAUAAAUUUAUGAGUGCAAACUUGCGACACUCAUGUAUCAAAACAUCAUCUUUAUAUUUCUUGAAAUUGCCUUGGUAAUAUUAUCAAUUUUGUAACUUGAGAUACUAAUGUAUCAGAACAAAACAGUGUUCCAAUUUGUCUCGAAAAUGCUUUGAUGAUGCUAACAGCAAGUUUUUGAUCUGGAUAUGGUUUUUGCUAAGUAGUCGUAAAUUCAUAAAUUUACUGUUUUUGUGUCUGUGGGGUGAUUUUUAAAGCCUUAUAUGAAAUGUUUCUGUUUGAUACUUUAGUCCACUUACAGACUUGAGAAACUGAUUUAUCAAUACUUGAACUUCACUUUUAUAUUUUUCAAAAGUGCUUCAGUAAUAUUGAGUUAUUAAAUUUCGUUUUUGUGUCUAUGGGAAGAUUUAAAAGCCAUACAUGAAUUGUCAUUCUUGCCGACCUGAGACACUAAUUUAGCAAUACUUAAAUAUCGUUUUUAAAUUUCAUAAAAUCACAGAUUUUGUGUUCGUAGUUUGAUUUUUAAACCUAUCGCCAUUCUGUUUGACACUUUAUUAGUCCACUUGCAGACUAGAGACACUAAUGGCGUUUUUAUAUUCCUUAAGAGUGCUUCCAUGAUAUUACUGAUUUUAAAAUUUCGUAUCGUUUUCCAUGGUCUUAUUUUGAUCGCUUCUUUGCUUUUUGAAGCCAAUCAUUGGCUUUCUGUUUGACAUUUCCAGCAAAUGCAUAAUUUGCUAUUAGAUGGUGGCUUUAUCGACUUUGAAUGUUUUAAAAAAAUUGGAAAAGUUUUGAAAAUGCAAAUUAUAUGGCUGUGCAGAUUGAGCUUACUUAUCGACUUACCAGUGGAUGCUUUGAAAAAUUAAUUACAAGUUUUAAGACACUAAUGUAUCAAAAUGAAAUAGAGUUUUUAUUUUUUGAAAGUCCUUUGGUAUUAUUAACAUUUUUAAAAUUUUAUAUAGUUUUGUCGAAAUUAAAACAUAGUUUCUAUAUUUUCUGUUUUAUUAAUAUCAAUUGCUUAUUGACAAUGAGACUAUAAUGACUUGAAAAAUUGAUGAAAUUUAUGAUUGCAAACUAAUAUGUGUUUUAUAUUUCUUGAAUAUGCUUUGGUAAUUUGUAUUAUUAUUGACCGAACUAUGAUACUGCAGACUAAUCUACUUGAGAUAGGUCCAAAAUUAUUGAAAUUUAAAAAUGCAAAUUUUUUAUACCGCGAACCCCUGUUUGUGAAUCUUAUUUUUUACAGAGGUCUACUUCGCAGAAGCUGAAAACAGGGUUCGCCCACAUUUACAACAACUUGUUAAGGACUCGUAACAAUUAAAAUUUGCGACUUUAUCUUGUUCACGAAUGUCUAUGCACAGUGGAUAUACACUAAAUGUAUAAAUUUAAGACUCUUAAUAUCGCUGCCGCCCCCCUGUGUAGUUCUCACGGACCCCCAAUGGCCGGCGCACCCCAGUUUGGGAAAACCUGCACUGAUGUAUCAAGAUUGAGAUAGAAAUGCAACAGUGUUUUAUAUUUCUCGAAUAUGCUUUAGUAAUUGGUGGACAU